UUCCCCGGUCCCUGCCGUCAUGGCGGAGGUCAGUCGUCGGGUGGGAGCCAGAGCCGUCAGGAUUUCGCUACUGUCCUCGUACAAAAGUAACCACGCCAUCGCUGAACAUGACGGGCAUACAACUCCGGUCUCUACUGCACCCGAUGGAGCUGCAUGCGAUCACCAAACGCAGCUGUCAGCACACGAGCAGUGCGAGCAGCAAGCUAAGGAAAGCCACAGAUGUGUGUGGGCACACGUGUGUGACGCAAGGCUGACUGACGUCUGUAGCAGCAGAAAGGACAAACUGACAGCCGAGACUCUGCCGUUCAAAGGCAGUGGGGGCAGCUUGGAGUCUUUUUGGGACAGAAAUCAAAACUCUGGUGCUGAACAUCCAUCUCCAUCUCAGCAGCACACACGUAGCAGAGAGCUCAUCCCCAGCGAAGCCCUGCACUGCCACAGGCACCCCAGAGUCUCCAGUGACCCCCAUGCAGUCAUCAUUGACCACCACAGAUCCUUCAGUCUGCCGCAGACAGCAAACAGAAGGAGCAAGAUGAACCAUGUGGGUGUGCUUUUACUGCACUCUCAGCACACCCACAUGGGCUGUCGUAGGGAGAUGCACACAGGGUCAGGGACGACAGUGGGCCCCUGGCCCCUGAGUUACAAAAGUGUGUGGCCCCCCGUCGUGAGUGUGAGGUGGUUUGGCUCCUUGAGUAGGGAUGAGAAGACGAGAGGCCACGCACAGACACACACACACGCACUCCUCAGCAGCAGCACAGGAGUCCCCAUCGCUGUCGGCGGUGUGUGCGUAUUGCACGUGCGGUGGACGGGCAGCAGGCGCUGGGACGACAAGACGAACGCCAACGCUACCGACGACCGGCCUCUGAUCCUGCGCAGCCGCACGGCCUACUACGACGUGCUGCGCGUGUCCCCCAACGCCACGGCUGCGCAGAUCAAGAGCGCCUACUACAGACAGGCCAUGGCGCUGCACCCGGACCGCCACGGCGGCAGCGCAGAGAGCCGGCGGCGCUUCGCAGAGGUGAGCGAGGCCUACACGGUGCUCAAGGACAAGCACCUGCGCAAGAAGUACGACGGCGGUCACCUCACGCCGACGGACCUGCAGCGGGGCCCCGGGCAAACACACACAACGCAGACACGUACGACUUCGCACGCCGGCUCCCAUCAACGCGCGCACGCCUACACGCACAUGCACAUGCACAGUCACGGCAGGAGGGUCCAGUUUGACUUUGAGGCCUUCUACCGCGGCCACUACGGCGGGGAGGAGGAGGCGCGCAAGGAGAUGGAGAGGAGGAGGAGGGAGGAGGCGCUGAGGAAGGCGGCCUACGAGGAGUUCCGUCGCUUCAGGAAGAGGAAGGCCGUGGAGAUCUCCAUGCUGGUCCUGAUGGUCACCGCAGGAUGCAUACUGCUCAGCAUUGCAGAGUGACCUGUGUGUGUAUGUGUGUGUGAGAGAGAGACUGUUGUGUAUGCAUGUUCUAUUAGAUACUGGAGGACUACUCGUACCGUGUUUGUGACUGUGUGCGUGCGUGCGUGUGUGUGUGUGUGUGUGUGUGCGUGCGUGCGUGCGUGCGUGCGUGUGUGUGUGUGUGUGUGUGUGUGUGUGUGUGUGUGUGCGUGCGCACGCAUCCUGAUACUUAAUGCUGGAUUCUAACUCCAACGGAGUGAUCCCUGCCCUUUGACACUUGACCUCAGCUUUCCCUCUUGACCUCUAGGCUGAUAUCUAAAUGACAUCUUCAUCUUCAGAGGCACCUUCAUCUUGCCUGUGACGCACAGACAUGCAUAAAUAGAUAUAAAUUAUAUUUUACAGUACAUAGAGAGAGUUAUUACAGUAAAAGAUGGGGACUCUGUUCAUCUCAAUGAUGACUUAACAAUGUUGAGUUUAAAUUUCACUGGUGAUGAAUGUGCAAUAUUGAGGGUGUCAAUCUCAGUUUUGACACCAGCUGCCUCUAUUGCUUUUGGUCUAGCUAUCUACAGUACCUGUCUUUACUUGAUUGUAAGUUAUUAUCAUUAUGACUGUAUUAUAUAUAACUAUUAUUUCUAUUACGUCACUAUUACAUCAGAUCACAUUACACUUAUCUUACAAUUAUAUCCAAAGCGACUUACAGUUACUACAGGGUUACGAUCCCUGGAGCAAUGUGGGGUUAGCCACCAUGCUCAUGGGCACUUCCGCCAUGGAUGGAAGUGUAGGGAGGACUGGUAAGGGUGGGAUUCAAACUUGCAACCCUAUGAUCUGACUUACACCUCCCUAACCACUAGGCCACAGUUGCCCCAUACAAUGAAUACAUCAACCCUGUCAUUUCUUGAGUUCAUCUGCAUACAUGUUUUCUGCCCUUCUAUGGGGGAUGUUCAUUGUCUGGUCUCCCAUGUUCCUCUGUGAAGCUCUCAGCUGCUUCAUGACUGUACACAGUUCAGUUGACUGGCAUUAUAUUCCACACACCAUCUCUAAUGCAGCCACCAGGUGGCAUUAAUAAUAAAGUAAAUAAAUUCAUGCAUACACGAAUCAA
Messenger RNA from Engraulis encrasicolus (European anchovy), 2498 nucleotides. RefSeq lists its product as uncharacterized. Lineage: Eukaryota; Metazoa; Chordata; Actinopteri; Clupeiformes; Engraulidae. The record is from RefSeq and is a predicted model, not a curated record. The coding region runs from base 20 to 1420 and encodes 466 amino acids. The transcript has 2 exons.